CACUAUCAGCAGGUUUACGAAAACAAAUUGCAUGUGGAUUUAAUUUAAGAUAAAUAUUUUCAUCGUGAUUUUUAACUGAAAUGCUGUUAAAACAGUUACCACAGACAGUGCAGCAAUUGCGCUGCCUAUCCUCAGCCACCACUGCUGUAACCAGACUGCACCGGUCGGUCUAUUGCCGGUUAUAUCCAACCGUAGUUGUUCAGCCCGAUGGAUCCACGAUAAAUAUUCGUUACCACGAGCCGCGUAAGAUUAUCAAGCUUCCAUUGGAUCUAAGCACAUUAUCUGAUGCAGAACGUAGAGCUAGGCUGGAAGCCCGAAAGCCCCGCAAGAAGGUGAAAAUCAUGGAGGAAGUAGAAGAUAACUUCAAUGCCAAGAAAUACAUGAAGUACAUUAAAAAAAAGUAGAUUUCAUGCCACAUAAA
This is a messenger RNA of Drosophila bipectinata, 421 nucleotides long. It is a transcript of the gene mRpL55, whose product is annotated as mitochondrial ribosomal protein L55. Gene Ontology annotation, biological process: translation. The record is from RefSeq and is a predicted model, not a curated record. Gene Ontology annotation, molecular function: structural constituent of ribosome. Lineage: Eukaryota; Metazoa; Arthropoda; Insecta; Diptera; Drosophilidae. Gene Ontology annotation, cellular component: mitochondrial large ribosomal subunit.